AUGGCCAUGGAGGCUCUCACACCGUGGCCCGGCAAUGGCAGCAGGGCCCUGUGCCCCGUGGACACCGCCUUUGCCCAGCGCUUCUUGCCUGCCGUCUACCUGGCGGUGAUCCCCCUGGGGCUGGCGGGGAACGGGCUGGGGCUGUGGCACCUCUGCACCAGGCCCCGGUGGGGUGCCCACCAUCCCCUCGGCCUGCUGAUGGGCAACCUGGGCCUGGCCGACCUGCUGUACGUCAGCACGCUGCCCUUCCUCGUCAGCUACUACCUGCGGGGCAGAGUGUGGCUCUUCGGGCAGGGCUGGUGCCGGAUCACCCGGGGCCUCUUCCACCUCAACCUCUACGCCAGCAUCGGCUUCCUCACCUGCAUCAGCAUCCACCGCUACCUGGGCAUCGUGCACCCGCUGAAGGCACGGGGCAGGUGCCAGGGGACAACCUCUUCCGCAUGGCUCAGCGUGAUGGUCUGGUUGUGGGUCAUUGCGCAGGUAGCUCCCGAUUUCACCUUCAGCAAGGUGGACGACACGGGGAUGCGGUGCCAUGACACGACAGGGCAUGAGAACCUGGGCAUUUACUUGCCGUACACCACGGCCAUCACUAUGACUGGGUUCGUCAUCCCGUUCCUCAUCAUCAUCGGAUGCUACUGCCACGUGGUGGUGGUGCUCUGCAGGAACGAUACCAUGGACCUCAGUCUCAGGAGAAGAAGCAUCAGACUGGUGAUUCUCGUGAUGGUCCUCUUCUCCAUCUGCUUCCUCCCCUACCACAUCUUCAGAAACCUCAACUUGUUGUCUCGAGGCUGGCAGCUGCAAGGGUCCUGCACACAGGCUUUAAAAAACAUCUACAUUUUCUACCAGGUGACCCGGGGCCUGGCCAGCUUCAACAGUGCCCUCAACCCCCUGCUCUAUGUGAUGACCAGCAAAGACUGCAUGUCAUGUAUGAGGACCAUCAGCCAAAGAGCCAGCCAGUCCCUGGGGUCCACCUUCAGGAGGAAAACCUCUUGCCAGACAGAUGAGAAGAAGAUGAGCAUCAUUCUUUGUGAGGAGGAGGCUUCUGAUGAGCUUUGA
Messenger RNA from Aptenodytes forsteri (emperor penguin), 1056 nucleotides. RefSeq names its product P2Y purinoceptor 1. The transcript has a single exon. The coding region runs from base 1 to 1056 and encodes 351 amino acids. The record is from RefSeq and is a predicted model, not a curated record. Gene Ontology annotation, biological process: G protein-coupled receptor signaling pathway. Gene Ontology annotation, cellular component: membrane. Lineage: Eukaryota; Metazoa; Chordata; Aves; Sphenisciformes; Spheniscidae. Gene Ontology annotation, molecular function: neuropeptide receptor activity.